This is a messenger RNA of Drosophila bipectinata, 2426 nucleotides long. It is a transcript of the gene Tango5, whose product is annotated as Transport and Golgi organization 5. The record is from RefSeq and is a predicted model, not a curated record. NCBI's taxonomy places the organism in Eukaryota, Metazoa, Arthropoda, Insecta, Diptera, Drosophilidae. Gene Ontology annotation, biological process: autophagy; Golgi organization. Gene Ontology annotation, cellular component: membrane; endomembrane system; endoplasmic reticulum.
CAGUGGUAGCGUGGCAGUGUUGUGAAGCGUCGGUGCAGCCACCCACCAGUCGAUCGGCUGGGCUACUUAAAAUUAUUAACAAAUCGCUGUUUUCAUGUGAAACAUCGUGCCAAAGUGCAAUCACGGCCGAGCCACAACGACGGGGCAUACGUAGAAAGUCAAAGAAGCAGCCUUAAAAACCGCUUAAAUGUCACAACACUCGAAGAAGGAGACGAGCAUCAGCAGCAGCAGUAGCAGCGGCAGUAGCCAUGCCUCCCACAACCACCAAAAUCAAUACCAAAACCAGAAUCAGAAUCAGAACAAUCGCCACAGCAACAGCAACUCCAACAGCACCACCAAGCUCCACAAGAGGCAGCCAGCGGUGGCGGCAGUGACAGCCAACGGCAGUGUAAAGGCCAACAACUCUAAUAGCCACAAUAGCGCCAUGCAGAAUCAACCGCUCCUGGGCAAAGCGGCGCCCAACAGUCGUAAGGACAAGAACCAAAAAGACAAGCAGCGGGAACGAGAGCGCGAGGAGCGAACCCAGCUGGUACUCUGGAGACGUCCUCUGCAAACCCUUAAGUACUGCGCCCUCGAGUUAACUGCCCUGCUGCGUACGUGGAGUGCCAGAUUGCUGCAGCAGCGACUCUUGCUGGCCGUUCUGAUAGUAUUAGGCAUCGCGUUAAGCUUAGUUUACAAAGUAGACGGACCCCACCAGCUGGCCAUUGAGCUUGUGCGGAGAAACACCUGGUUCUUCGUCUACUGGCUGGGCCUGGGCGUUCUCUCCUCGGUGGGCCUGGGCACUGGCCUGCACACGUUCCUCCUCUACUUGGGUCCGCACAUAGCCAGUGUCACACUGGCGGCCUACGAGUGCAAUUCGCUCCGCUUCCCCCAGCCACCGUAUCCGGAUGACAUCAUUUGUCCCGAGGAACCUUACGAUAAAAGAGUGCCAAAUAUAUGGUCCAUCAUGUCCAAGGUGCGCCUGGAGGCGUUCCUAUGGGGAGCCGGUACCGCCCUGGGCGAACUGCCGCCCUACUUUAUGGCCAAGGCGGCGCGACUAUCCGGCUACGAUCCGGACGAUGCCGAGGAGCUGGCCGAGUUCGAGGCCCUGAACGCCAAGCGCCACCAAAAGAACCUCAGUCUGAUGGACAAGGGCAAGCUGUUCAUGGAGCGGGUGGUGGAGCGAGUCGGGUUCUUUGGCAUUCUGGCCUGUGCAAGCAUUCCUAAUCCCCUGUUUGAUCUGGCCGGGCUCACAUGCGGCCACUUCCUGGUGCCAUUCUGGACCUUCUUCGGGGCCACUCUCAUCGGCAAGGCCGUGAUCAAGAUGCACAUUCAGAAGGUCUUCGUAAUCAUCGCCUUCAAUGAGACACUGAUCGAAAGGGCCGUGGAUCUGCUGGCCGGGGUGCCAUAUUUGGGCCAAAAGUUGCAGGAGCCGUUCAAGGCCUUCCUCAAGAACCAGAAGCAGCGACUGCAUCGUCGCGGUGGCGACGCCGUCCCCGCCGAUUCGGGCAACAUGCUGUCGAAGAUCUUUGAGACCUUUGUCAUUGGCAUGGUCUGUUACUUUGUGGUCUCCAUUGUUAACUCGCUGGCCCAGAGCUACCACAAGAGACUGCACAAGCGGGCCGUGGUACCGGCCGGUUCGACCCAAAAAACUGUGACAACAACCACAUCGCCAUCGGCGGCGUCAACCACGGCGUCGGUGAUCCCCAGGAAAGCCGGCAAGCAGAAGGCACUACGCGAUUAGAAAGAGAUAGCGUGAGAGAGAGAGAGAGAGAGAGAGAGCGGCAAUAUCCUAUUUGUAUGUUUUACCACCAAAAGCGAGUAACCUCUAGAGGUCUCGUCCCCAUUCUUUUAAAUUAUUUUGUGUUAUGGCUUUCGCUUUUAGUCAAAUUAUAACCGGAAGUAUGCGCGAUGCUGAUCAUUAAUUCUGUAUUUUGUAUGCAUGUGUGAGCGAAAUAGAAAGAGAGAGAGAGAUAGAUAGAGAGCAAGAGCGAGAUAGAUAUAGGAAGAAAGUUUUUUUGGCCGGUUCAGCCUGAGGAAUUUACCUUUAUAGUCUAGAUUAGGAGAAAAAAAUAAAAAAAAGUAACGUAAAUGCCCUUGAGUAGGAGGCAACAGCAGCAGCCAGAGAAGCCACUUUAGCCAGGAUCAGGAUAAAUAUACUAAAUAUAUAGAAAAGAUAAAUAUAUUUUAGUAGUUUACCAGAACAGCUCUUUUUUUUUUAAUUAUACAAAUGAUAGGAAAAAACAGCGAAUCGGAGAGCUGCUAGUCGCACUUAAUGAAAAGCAAAUUGUGCUAAAAGUUCUGCAAAAGACAAACAAAAACAAACACAAACAAGAAUAGACAUGCAUAAACAUGCCAGAACAAACAGAAAUUAGCCCAAAAUUUUUAGCCAGAAGUGAAAAAAGCAAAAAUAGAAGAAUAUUAAACUAAAACAGAAAACAUAAAAA